GCCAACGGCACCGUGCAACUGCAACCCUUGCCAGCUGCAGUACGCCGACGACCACGCGUCACGGCAGCAGUGCAAGCUAAAACUUCUACUCGUUCCGCAAUGGCCCUACCGAUCGCGUUGUAUCUGUGCGUCAGUGUGGUGUGUUUGCUGGUGCUUUGGAUACGGCGACGGCGCAACUAUUGGCCGGCACGCAAUGUACCGACCAUACCGGGCCACUUUCUGCUGGGGAACUUUGAGGGGCUGCGCCGGCAAUCCGUCGCGGACGUGUCGAACGAGCUGUACCGCCAGGUGGACCGGCGGGAACGGUUCUGCGGCCUGUCGAUCAUGCUGCAGCCCACCCUGAUGAUCACCGAUCUGGACCUGAUCAAGUCGGUGCUGAUCAAAGACUUUGCCCACUUUACCGAUCACGGUGUGUACCAUAACGAGCGUGUCGAUGCCCUGUCCUGCCAUCUGUUCUGUCUCGAGGGUGCCAAGUGGAAGAGCAUCCGGUCGAAACUGUCGCCCACCUUUACGACCGGUCGGAUCCGGGCGAUGUUUCCCAUCCUGCGGCAGGUGGCCGACAACUUUGCCCACUUUCUGCGGACGGAAGUCGAUGGUAAGGCGGAGCUGGAUAUGAAGGAUUGCUGUGCGCGCAUGAUGAUCGAUAACAUCGGCGGGUGUGCGUUCGGCAUUGAGUGUAACAGCUUUCACGAGCCGGACAGUGCGUUCCGUCGGACGGGUGAGCUGGUGUUCGAUAAGCCACGCCACUCGCAGGUUGUGAGCAGCUUGCUCCGUCUCUACCCGGCGCUGGGCCAUCUGCUCGGACUCAAAGUGAACCACGACGAGGUUAUUGAGUUCUUCACCGGGAUGAUGCGCCGCACGGUGGCGAUGCGCGAGAGUAGCGACACUGCCGCAGCCACGCCCAAGCGGAACGAUCUAAUUGACAUGAUGCUGCAGCUGCGUGCGGCCUCGAACGGUAGCGCCCUCUCGAUGGACGAGCUGAUGGCGCAAGCGUUCGGGUUCUUUCUGGCCGGGUACGAAACGUCCUCCUCCAAUGUGACCUUCUGUCUGUACGAGCUGGCCCUGAACGAGCACUGUCAGGAGCGGGCGCGUGUGUGCGUGCGGGAAGCGCUGCGCAAGCAUGGCGGCUUAACGUACGAAGCGCUCGGCGAGAUGGAAUAUCUCGAUCGUUGCAUCAAUGAAACACUGCGAAAGUAUCCACCACUGCCGCUGCUACCCCGGCUUACCUCCAAAGCGUACCGCAUACCGGGCAGCGAUGUGAUAUUGCCGGCGAAAAUGCGAAUCCAUCUGCCGGUGUAUGCGAUCCAGCGUGACGAGCGCUACUAUCCCGACCCGGACCGGUUCGAUCCGGAUCGGUUUGCGCCGGACCGGGUGGCCGAGCGACACUUUAGUGCGUUUUUGCCGUUCGGUGAGGGGCCGCGAAUUUGCAUCGGCCAGCGGCUGGGCGUGCUGCAAUCGCGCAUCGGUUUGGCGACGGUGCUGGCCAAUUUUCGGGUGCGGCCGGGCCCGAGGACACCGAUACCGCUGGUGUUUGCGAAGGAUGCGGUCACGCUGCAGUCGGCCGGGGAGGUGUACUUGCAGGUGGAACCGUUGCCGCAGCAAGAGUAAUUUUGUACAGGACGGCAGGGUGUAGUGUUGCUGUGGAAUGAGUUCUGUGAUUUGAGUAGGAGAAAUUGGUGGGAGGUUUUGAUCGAAUGUUUAGGAAAAACUCACCCAAAAAGGUCGUUAUCUGCAUCCAACUGCCUUAGUGAAUGUAAACGUAGGUAACCUUAUAUUAGAUGAUUUUUACACUCGUCUAAGGGCGCCUAAAUUAGAAAAACAAUGAUUGAGGUUUAUAAUAUCUCUGGGGUGAGAGCAAAGGUUAAAUUAAAAAUAACUAAAUUUGUGCACAAGCGCCUACUAUCCACAGGAUACAGUCAGAGAGACUUAUUAUGAACCAUUGCCCGGAACGAAAAAUGAUCCUAAUCCCAUACUUCCUGUGCUAGAUCUAGUCCUUAGCCCCUGCCGAUCCAAAAACUGAUCCCGAAUCCAUAUCGCUCCCAGAACUGAUUCCAUAUCGUUACUGGAACUAAUCCCCAAUGCAUAGCGAUCCUAGUAUCUUAUUCUGUAAUCAUACCGGCUUUGGAACUGACAUAGAACCCAUACCGGCCCUGGAACAAGUUCUGAACCUCUAUCGGUUCCAAAACAGAUCUUGAACUCAUACCGUAUUAGAACUGAUCAGUCCUGAAAAUGAUUCUGAAUCCAUACCGGUUUGGGAACUUAUCCUGAACCUGUACUGCUUGUGGCCCUAAUAUCCAUAGAAUUCAAAUAAUUUCUGGAACUUCUCCCUUUUUAAUUGUGCUCCGGUCGAAAAAUUUCCUGUCCCAAACAAAUCCAGUAACUGAUUCCGAUACCAUGUUUGUCAAUGAACCAUUCCCGAUAGCAGAGUUUUGAAAAAAAAGGUAUUCAGCAUAGGACUGUGGCCAUCCAAUCAGCCAGGAAGUGCUCGCCACUCUUUACUAAAAUACAAAAAUAGCGACUAAUAUACA
This is a messenger RNA of Anopheles arabiensis, 2528 nucleotides long. RefSeq names its product probable cytochrome P450 6a13. The record is from RefSeq and is a predicted model, not a curated record. Lineage: Eukaryota; Metazoa; Arthropoda; Insecta; Diptera; Culicidae. Gene Ontology annotation, molecular function: heme binding; oxidoreductase activity, acting on paired donors, with incorporation or reduction of molecular oxygen; monooxygenase activity. Bases 100 to 1608 code for a protein of 502 amino acids. The transcript has 2 exons.